Puccinia graminis f. sp. tritici CRL 75-36-700-3 is the source of this 1191-nucleotide messenger RNA. RefSeq lists its product as uncharacterized. The record is from RefSeq and is a predicted model, not a curated record. Bases 1 to 1191 code for a protein of 396 amino acids. The transcript is spliced from 3 exons. Gene Ontology annotation, molecular function: GPI mannosyltransferase activity; alpha-1,6-mannosyltransferase activity. NCBI's taxonomy places the organism in Eukaryota, Fungi, Basidiomycota, Pucciniomycetes, Pucciniales, Pucciniaceae. Gene Ontology annotation, biological process: GPI anchor biosynthetic process. Gene Ontology annotation, cellular component: endoplasmic reticulum membrane; mannosyltransferase complex.
AUGUCUACUCUUACUAAGAUUGUGCUACUGUCGAUCUUAGUCAGACUGAUUAGUUUUUUAUUACUGCUCCUGACUAAUCCACUGCUCAUCAGCUCAUUUGACCACUCAGCCCAAUCAAACACCACCAUCAUCAUCAACAGCAGUCACUCAUCAGAUGGGACACCCUCCACUUCCUCACCACCAACACCAGAACAGCAGACAGCCACUGCCAGCAUCCUCUCCACCCUCAUCCUCUACCAACUCACCCUCAAGCUCUCCUCUCACUCAACCUCCUACUCAGCCCUAGUCGGCCUCCUCCACCUCUUCUCCCCCUCCCCUAGCACCCAGGUCGUCCCCUACACCGAACCAUUCUACGCCCUCUUCUCAUUCGCCGCAAUCUAUCUGAUCGAGGCAAAACAUCACUGGCCUGCUGCUAUCCUCGCCGGAAUCGCCACCUCAUUCAGACCGAUCGGGGUCAUCCAGUGCUUACUAUGGAUCCCUCAAUGGACCAACCAUCUCAAACAGCUCAUCAACAACCCAAAACAAUCAUCCGCUCUCAUUCGAUUCAUCUCCACUAGCCUCAAGACUCUCCUCUUAGCACUCAUCACCUCUGCCCCAUUCAUCUACGACCAAUACUCGGCCUACAAACACUACUGUUAUCAAUCUUCUUCACCCAGGCCGUGGUGUUCCAAUCGAAUCCCGAGUAUCUACACCUUCGUCCAAUCUCAUUAUUGGAAUAAUGGGUUCUUGAACUAUUGGACCUUCAAUCAACUCCCGCUCUUCAUCAUCUCCUUCCCCAUCUACUGGGCCUCAUUCGCCGGGAUCUGGAACUACUACGGCUCCACUCGAUUCACGACUCCUAAAACCCACCAAUCCAAGCCAGACGAAGCAAGAUCGAUUAUCAAGCAAUCCGGAUACAGACCAUUCCUCGAUCCCCGGCUCCAGAUCCACAUCCUCAUCCAACUGCUCCUCACCUCGCUCUUACUCUUCAACUCACACGUCCAGAUCAUCCUCAGACAGAUCGCAACCAUCCCGGCCUUCUGGUGGGGUCUGGCUGAUGGAAUCUCCCGCCAUUGGAAUCAGCAACAGUCUUCAAAUCAACACAACAGUCAUCGUAUCGCUCGUUCUUACUGGGCUUGGUGGUUCCCUUGGAUCGUCGUUUGGGCUCCGAUCAGCUUGGUGCUUUGGGCUGGCUUCUAUCCUCCCGCUUGA